This is a messenger RNA of Sinocyclocheilus rhinocerous, 983 nucleotides long. RefSeq lists its product as uncharacterized. The record is from RefSeq and is a predicted model, not a curated record. NCBI's taxonomy places the organism in Eukaryota, Metazoa, Chordata, Actinopteri, Cypriniformes, Cyprinidae. Bases 119 to 937 code for a protein of 272 amino acids. The transcript is spliced from 5 exons. Gene Ontology annotation, molecular function: zinc ion binding.
UCUUAUAAUUGAGAAACAUCCAGUAUGUCUGUAUUUUUGGUCUUUAUGUCACUGUUAGGUUGGAGAAAAGAAAUUUCAGGUGAGAUCGUCCACAUCAGGGCACACCUAUACAGUGGACAUGGAGUUGGAGCUCUGCACUUGUCCAGUUGGCCAUAGUGGGGCACCAUGCAAACACCAGGCAGCAGUAGUGCAAAAUUACAACAUCACCGCCAUCAACUUUCUCCCCACAACAGCUGAAAUGAGGGCUGAGCUGCUGAAAAUAACAAAAGCCUCAGUUUCUCUUGACUUUCUAAACCCUUUACGGCAAAAUAUGCCAACGCCAAGCACAUUAGCUCCAGACAUGCCUCCCAGGCAAGAAACCUGCACUACUGAUCAUCAGUAUCAUCUCAGUGCUCAAGAUGAUGAGUCACAUCAGCUGGACCUGUCUUCCACCAUCUCUGCACAAUUGCACCAAACAUCACCUAUGCAAGAGGACUCAUACUCCAACCAACCCUGUAUACAGGUUAACUCAGAGGGAGCACCUUUACCUCAGUCUCCUGUGAGACGGAUGCUGGGACUGCUCAGUGAAAUGGCUGAAAACUCAGACUACAGUGAUGCCAUGACUACAAUGGCCAAGCAGCUUGAAAAGAUGCAGCACAACCCGACCCAAAUGAUCUCUGCAUUUUACUGCUUUGGUAAAGGGAUGUCUGUGUCAAAACGUGCAGCAGCGUUAAGACGAGCUGCUAGACGACCAGGUCCUAUUAUUGGCUGUCAGCCAACAGCAGUGGCCCGAAGAACAGCUAAGACUGGUUCUAGGCGGCGUUUGACAGCUGGACGCCCCAGAAAAUGUAGUUCUGGUUCAGAGCAUGACUACAGCAGAUAUACAGGGAAAAGGGCUGUCAGGGUUCGCCACAAAUUGUCAGAAUCUGUGGCAAUGAAUUACUCACAUCAAGCUUAAAAAUGUACAAAUAUUUGUAUGACGUGGGUGGGUUUGUGUGUGUGUG